This is a messenger RNA of Bipolaris zeicola 26-R-13, 717 nucleotides long. RefSeq names its product carbohydrate esterase family 5 protein. The transcript has 3 exons. The record is from RefSeq and is a predicted model, not a curated record. Gene Ontology annotation, biological process: carbohydrate catabolic process. Gene Ontology annotation, molecular function: cutinase activity. The coding region runs from base 1 to 717 and encodes 238 amino acids. NCBI's taxonomy places the organism in Eukaryota, Fungi, Ascomycota, Dothideomycetes, Pleosporales, Pleosporaceae. Gene Ontology annotation, cellular component: extracellular region.
AUGAUGAACUUCCUCUCCAUCCUCGCCCUGGCCAUUGCCGCCUCAGCAACUCCAAUUGCCAUCCCCGAAGCUGGCGAUGCAGUCGUUGCUCCCCGCCAAAUCAUCGGCCGUACUCGCUUGACUGAGAACGAAUUCUCCUCCUUGAUUGGGGGUGGAUGCAAGGACGUUAUCUUCGUGUGGGCGCGUGGAUCCACCGAGGCCGGCAACAUGGGCGCCAUCAUUGGCCAGCCCCUCGGUGACGAGCUCCGCCGCGAAUACGGUAGCAACCUCGCCAUUGAAGGUGUCGACUACGCUGCUCUGCUGUCCACCAACUACCUCCCCGGCGGCACCGAUCUCGUUGCUGAGCUCGAGAUGCGCGGUAUCCUCGAGGACAUCAACCGCAAGUGCCCUACUGCCACCAUUGUUUGUGGUGGAUACUCUCAAGGUGCUGCUGUCAACCACCGUGCCAUUGAAGACCUCUCUGCCGCUGUCAAGAACCAAAUUGCCGGUGUCGUUACCUUUGGUGACACACAGGCCCGCCGUGACAACCAGCAGAUCCCCAACUUCCCCAAGGACAAGCUCAAGAUCUUCUGCGGUGGCCUUGUCCGCGACACUGUCUGUGACGGUAACCUUGCUGCGGCUGUCUUGCUUCCCCACCUUAGCUACGGAAGUGAUGCUGGAGAGGCUGGACGAUUCUUGAUCGGAAAGAUCAACGCUGUCCGCGGUGCAAAGGCUUAG